Messenger RNA from Spirometra erinaceieuropaei, 2188 nucleotides. Lineage: Eukaryota; Metazoa; Platyhelminthes; Cestoda; Diphyllobothriidea; Diphyllobothriidae. The record is from the annotation of a GenBank genome assembly.
AUGGUCUGCGUGCCGUGCCUCAUCGUUCCCUUUUUCUUGUGGAUUUUCCACAAAUUCUUCCUGCCCUACUUACUUAUUUUCUUUCCAAACCUGCGCCAACGUCUCGGAUAUGAAGAAGUUGAACAAGUCGGUGGCGUAAGUUGUGCCCGUAUCAAUCCUUUUGAAUUUGCUCCGACUUGGCAGAGCCUAUCUGACUUUUGUGCUUGCCUGACGUUCUACUCCGGCCUAUUUUAUUGUCUUCGCAAACCUAUCAUGGUUGCACAUUUUAGUCUCGAGGGGGGCCGUUUUCCAGUAGUUUGGUCGGUCGCGGGUAAUCUUCUCAUUGUUGUUCGGACCAACACGGGGGACGCGUUGUUCGAACUGCGCAUCCCACAACAGAUGACGCACGAGGAGUGUGGUUGAACGCCCAGGGGAAGGUUCACGCAUCCCCAGCCACUUGCACCCAAUCCCCCGCACACUACGUAGCUGGCCGGUUCGGGCAGUGGACUGGUGCCUGGGGACGGAAGGAGAGCGUAAUGUCGACUGGGGACUCCAUCCCCACGAAAUCCAACGCAGAUUCUUCACCAUAAACAAUCAGACGCACUUUAAAACUAUCAUAGUGCACUAAAAGCCGUGUCUUGGAAGGCUACCCACCGACGGGAUAACACGACCCUACUCUCAGAACGGAGAGUCAGAGUGCGAUGGCUCCUUAAUGUGGCCUCUAUAAUACUCCCACUAGGAUGGUAUCCGAGCCACGUCUUUCUUUUUUGUGUGGGAACCCGAUCCUUUGUGCGCAGACCAGGUCGUUUGUGACACGUGUAGAUGGAAUGUUCAGCUUCGCCAGCCGUCGAGGCCGAUCUCACUCCCGUUCUUGAUCCUGUCUUGAUAACAGACCCAGGUGUGUAGGGGAGGAGAGGAUGGUAGAUGCAACGCAAGUCGCCGUCCCUGCGCCCACCAUGCUGUGGGACACACGAAGGACAUGAUCGUUCGCGGUGGUUGAACUAUCUGUCGACACUUACCCCUGAGUAUACGUCUAAUUCUUCGGCAGCCUGGAACCCUAGACAUGCCUGUUCGCACUGUAAGACUUAAGCACCAAAUCGGGCAUGCAAAAGGAAAGAAGCGACGUCAAGUAACGCGCCCUUUGGAAUGGUGAAACUAUCGUCUUUUUUGGGUUGCUUUUCUGAUCCCCUGAGGGUUCUCCAAACUGCUGCCGCGUGCUGUCAACAAUUAGCGGCUACGCCUCACAGCCGGGGAGAAUGGCUCUGGCUAUGACAGCUUCCCCAGUGCUGACUUAUGCGUGAACUGCAUCAUGAGCAGGGAAAUUUUGCAUAAUCUACCGACACACCAGAUAAGCGUCGUCACAAACAACUGCGCUCAUCGCGCGCCCCAUAGCGUAAGUGCAGCAUCGGUACUUGCGCAGCGUCUGCCGCACUCGCUCUUCUGUCGCCCCUCCUGCUCCGCCAACAAAAAGCGCCCGCACGACGGAUGUGGGCGCUGGUGCAGUGGCUGACAGCUAAGCAGCUCAUAUACGCGCGCCACACACAACCGGUUUCCCACUACAUGUGUCGCGUUACAUAACGACCACAUGGGAAAAGGUCAUCUACCGAAUGUCCUCUGUCACCCACUGUGUUCCAGGGACGAGGCCAUGGCUGAAGGUGAGCGUGGGUGCAGUGGUCGAUCUGGUCAAAGACCCCCCUUCUACGCGCGCCACACGCCCUCUGGCCUUGCUCAUGGCUGCUCAUCCGAUGACACCGCCCUGGACGGGAGCUGAUAGUAUUUGCCCUCUCGGAACAUGUGUGAUGAGGUCGUUCCGCCAUCUGGCAGAAGCUGGAUUAUGGAUAUUAAGACACACGGUCCGUCUCACCGUCCCUGCCGUAUUCUUGGAGCACCACCGAGUUGUUUCGGGUGGUGAUUGGUUCAAGUACGGUUGCUGACCAGGCAUUUCGCGCCUGUUCAUCACGCGUGCCACACAUUUCCUUGUUCCUCUCCCCAAAAACCUGAAAGAUGCUCCAUCCACAACCUUCUUAGGGCAACAUGAAGGCUGAGGUCGACCAAUUACUCGACACAUCGUUGUUUGUCUUUGUAGGAUACGCCAGUAGAAGAUUCCACCGCCCCGCCGGAGAAGGCACCUGAUCAAGACCAGACGGUAAGUCCUUGAAACUGUAGUCUAACUUGGAAUUUUUAGAGCCAAGCAAAGAAAGUCCAAUGA